CGCUCUCGACGCGCAGAGCGUAAUUUUGAAACUCGCCCGCUCGAGCGUCGGCCAACCUAACCUUUGCGUAUGCAGGUGGGCCGAGCACAACCGAGCGCUGCCGAGCGUACAGGCAGACCGGUCUGUCGAGCGACUAUAGCGUUGUUUAGACUCUGCAGCGGUCGGUGUUAGUUCAUACUGUAUGUGAUAGUGCGUUCGCUCUACGUUAGACAUGUUGCACCACGCAACAAUGACAACUUGGGGUCCCAAUUAAAAAUGUGGUUUGAAUCUCAGAAUUGUGCCAUGAUGGGUCUACAAGCGACCACAGGAAAACGUAAGCUCGAAGCCGCCACCGCACCAGGAGAAUCGUCGCCAGCGAAGAACGGUCGCUGGGAAGCGGAAGAUUGUAUAGCGCGUCUGCAAGCCGUUGCCGUACCAAGUGAUGCAUGGAAAGCAGCAACUUUGCUAUCUGAAGAUUUCGAAGACGAUGAGGACUUUGAGGAUGAUUUGUCCGAUGAUGAUCGGUGCGGGCCUAGUGUGCCCGAACCGGCGCGAUUCACCCAGCUGCAGCACCACCACCAUCCGCAGCAUAUCCAGCCGCAACCCCCAACGCCGUACCCAGCCGCCAACCGCUACCAAUCGGCGGCCGAUUACUGGCAGUACUACCAACCGCCGCAGCAGCAAACGAUACGAUGCGAGGAGAAUGGCAAGUCGUACUUGGAGCUGGGGGCGGCGCCGCCGGUACGAACGCGAUGCUGUGAUGGCCGAACGCGAUGGUGCCACGUGCCGUGCUACCGACAGCGGCGGCUGGCCGUCCUGAACCUGUCUAUGUGCAAGCUGGCGCGAUACCGGCAAUGCUCCGAUCCAUCGCUACGACGGAGUGUACUCAUCUGCAACACGCUGCGGCGGCUCGAGCGAGAGAUGGAGUCGGAACCACCGGAGCCCAGCUACCCGCCCACGAUGCCGGAGAUUGCACCACCUAGCCGUCUCAACGCGGUGCCGGAGCCGACGUACGAGAACAGCCUGCGGGAGAUGACUGCCAGCUCGGGGCGCGCCACCCCUUUCCCCCAGACACCCACGGUCGACACCGACUCGGGCAUCGGCGACGACGACGCGACGCGCCCCAUCAACUGGGGCUCAGUGCUUAGUUUAACGUCGCAGACGGACCUGGAGUCGCUGAACAAUAAUGAACUGUACGCGGAGCUCGGCUUAACUAGUGACUUUGAGUGGAACAAAGAAUCGGGCGGCAGCUCGUCGCGCGCCGAAAACGAAUGGGACGGUUUUAUGCAUGUGCUCGUCAGCAGCUCGUAGCAUAGCUACUCGUACUAAGAUAUGCAUUCGCAUACUGUAUAAUUAUAGCAUCCACAUAGCAGACUGAAGGAGACAUCCAGACGCGUGCAUCUCGUUCGUCUCUGUGAUGCAGGCGAUUGCGCAUACAGUGUGCCACAGUGCUACCCCAUCGCUCAGGUUGUGAUUAGCUAAAGACAUUUAGUGCAGUACAGGAAUUGUGCAGCUGUAUUAAGAUUAAUGAUUGAUAUUGUUGACUAUUUUUUAUUUUUAUAAAGUUUUUACCUAGCGAUCGGUCUUUGUAUGAGGUGAUAGUGAGGCGGGAGAGUGGCGGUAUCGCGGCGGGCGGCGGUUUGAUACGAAACGAUUUAAUGGCGAAAUUGCGCCUGCGAUACCGAUACCGAGAGAGUACUUACGAUAGCGGCACCGAUGGGUUCGUACGCGAUUACACGUCCCGGCGCAGCAAGCAGAAAAACCAGAACAACUUAAACAAAUAUAUCUUAAUCUAAAUCCGAGAAAGAACUAAAACAAUUAAGCGAAUUCGUUGACAGUUUAUGAUCUCCAUCGCUCAAUAAGCGCUCAAACUGAAGCAUGAGUUUUAUUGAUAUUAUGGUUAAUUACUAGUACUUGAAUUAAUAAUAUUUAUGAUUAUUAAUUUGGUGUUACUCGACCCGUUUUGGGCAUUCCUCUUGUACAUUAUACAAAAUACGAUGUGUAUAUUCUUGUACAUAUUUGCAACAAAGAAAUGAGAGAAAUUGAUGAAUUGAUAGUGUACAUAUGUACAUAAGAGUUUCUAAUUAGGUUAAAACAACAAAAUAUGUAUAUAAUUAAUUCAUAUAUACGAGUAAAAAUAUAUUAUAUAAAAUUAUAUAUGUUACAUACGCAUAUAUAUUUUAAAUUGUGUGACUUUAACAAAGUUGGCAAUAUCUUAAGGUGUAACUGAAAAAUUUUAAAGAAACGAAUCGGAGAAAGAAGGAAGAACGCGCGCAAACACAAUUUAUGCAUCCCGGUAAAACGCAAACAAAUGACAUACUCACACCUACAACACACACACACACACACCAGCGAGACAUUCAAGGCAAGAAAAAGCAAACGAUAGUAGUGUACAUGCUAAAUUUACUGGAUUAUUUGAAAGUGUUAAAGAAAAACAAAACGCGUCCCUGUCGACUAAAAAUAUCAACACGUUUUCAUUCAUCUAGUUAUAUACUACACUACAUACUCUCACGCUUUACGAUAUCGUAUCUAACGAUGCACGAAAUGUUCAUUGAUGAAUCUUGAUCAACCGCGCAAAUUAAUUUUCACGGAGCGCACGCCGCUAGUAAAAAUAUCGCGUUGCGAAGGUUUGGGUUUAUGAUUAUAACGAUCGAACCGGCGUGCAUUGCCAUCCACCGCAUGUUUUGGAAAUGCGUUUCUACCUGGAGCAGCCACCGUUUCCAAAACAUUCGGUGGUCGUCGAUGCUACGAAUUUAUUCGAUAUCAAAACUAUCGAUUACUCAAUUUUAAAAUAAUACUCAUUGAUGUCAAUUAUCGCACGAUUUAAUAGCUAGCGACAUGCUACGGAAAUCUAAAUAAUUCAGUUGCGCUCGACGCGCUUUGAAAGUGAAAUUUUCCUCAGUCAUGCUCGGUCAAAAUUCAUCAAAUUGUCGCAUAGUAACGUGGUGAAUUCAGUUAGAUACGAUAUUUCUUAGUAUGUUAUUAGCGCUCAUUCUCAAAAUCAUUUAUUAUUUAUUACACCAUUCGCGUGUUGAAUUCAAGUUCACAGGGAUGCGGCGUAUCUAGUCCAACAAAACGGCCGUUUAAUUUUUGCUAAGAAGUAUACUGAGCCAGUAUUAAUGCGAUCAUUUAAACAUAGAACAGAAUACGCGCGAAGCAAACACGAUCGUUCGUACCGUCCUUUAAGAAAUACAUAAAAUGCAAACACUUCUUUCAGUCAAGAAAACUCGUGAAUGUGGCUGAUUUUCACAUAUUAAACAUAUAUUAAAUUAAAUAAUAGAUUAUAAUAUAUAUUGAAAUUUUAUUAUCUCACACAGAUGCAUUUAAAUUAAUGAAUACCUUAACAUCUUCUCUGUUCUUAUUAUUUGCAUUAGUUUGACAAAACGUACUAAUUCUCUUCGCGCAUAAAUCAAUCGAUCAAAGAAAAUACGAAUGAAUCGCUGACGAAUAAAAGAAUUACAUUAGUUAUAACUGAAAUAAAUACGAGGGCACAAUUAAAUACUGUUACUACUGAAAUAACUGAAUAACUAAAGAUAACUUAAUUGAAAAUGUAAAAAUAUGUUGUACUACUUCAUAUACCAAUAACUUUAAUUCGUUGGAAUUGCAAUUUUAUUACUAUUAUCAUACGAUUUUAUGAAUAGAUGAAUGAAAAUGUACCCCACAAUAAAACAACAGACAGACCUAAACCAGACGAUGCGUCGAAGGAAUGAAAAUAAUAAGAAACACAUAGAAAGUAAACGAAAACAAUGUUUUGAAACCAUAAGGCAAUCAAUAUUAUACAGUUUUUAAAAGAGACAAAUUAUGAACAAAUUUUAAGUAACAAACUAACGCGUAAUCUAAGACGAUGAAAUUCCAAAAAUGAAACCAUUUUGAUGAGAGGUAUAAGUUAAACAAAUGAAUGCUGUGUUUUAUUCUAAAAUAUAAAUAUAUACUAUGUGCACAGAUAAAAGAUAAAAAUAAUAGAUUUAAUAUUUUGAUAAGAUUGCAAUAAUAAGACAAAAACUUACAAAAAAAAAUACAAACACAAUUUGACGAAGAGAGCGGUGAAGUUUAAGACGACACAAAAAUAUUAUGUUCAUGGCGCGUUUGUUCUGGAUUUCUUUAGUUUUCGAUUUUUACCGGGAACCGAGAUGACUUUACAUCAUCAAAUGAGCCACACAUCUCAAUGAGACAAUGAAAAUGUACAAACUUACUAAUUUAAUACAUAUUUAAAAGUUUUAAAUGACGGGAGGCACGCUGAAUAGCAGAAUUUAGUGCUGGGCGAAUAUUUUGUGCAGAGAUUGAUGCAAACAACGACAACUAAAUUAAAUGAUAACUAAAUUAAAUCAUGGAAACUUAAAGUAAUACGUUAUGCAAUUAUCCUAUUAUUGUGAAUAUUCUUGGUUGAUUUUCUAAUGAACCACUUAAAUAAUUGAUAAGCAAGAGGAGGACGAUUGGACGAGUAACAGACAAAAAACAAGCAAAGCGAACAAAGUAAAUUUAUAUGCUCGGUAAAAAUCGAAUUGAUUUUGUUAACGUACGGGGAGAGCACAAACCAAGGCGUUGAAGCGAACGGCAUUUGAGAUAUGGAAAAGCCAAUAUGCCACAACUUGUAUGAGAUGAAUUUCAUAUAAAUUAAAUAAUACUUGUACUCAACGUACUCGUACCACAUCGAGGUGAUGUCAAUAAGAUGAAAACAUUACGUACAACACUAAUUGUGUGCAAGUAAAAUGUGAUAUCAUGUAAUAUGUUAGUGUUAAAAAUAAAUCGGUAUAUAUGCAUAUUA
Dalotia coriaria is the source of this 4744-nucleotide messenger RNA. It is a transcript of the gene tara, whose product is annotated as SERTA domain-containing protein 2 taranis. NCBI's taxonomy places the organism in Eukaryota, Metazoa, Arthropoda, Insecta, Coleoptera, Staphylinidae. The transcript is spliced from 2 exons. Gene Ontology annotation, molecular function: transcription regulator activity. Gene Ontology annotation, cellular component: nucleus. The record is from RefSeq and is a predicted model, not a curated record. The coding region runs from base 256 to 1290 and encodes 344 amino acids.